AUGGACUCCACCCCGACUACUCCCCAACCCCAAGAUCCUUCCCCCAUCUCCAUCAAAUCCUCUCCCCACAAGCUCCCUAUCAAACGCAAAACCCCCAAUUCCUUUUCUAACCCUAAUCUUAAUCUUCAUUUCGUUUCCACUAAACUCGAAUCCACCCUCGAUGAAAACCACGUCGACGCGAAACCACCGCCAUUCAAGUUCCACCGGUUAUGGACAGAGCCCGACGAGAUUCGGUUCCUCCGAGGCCUCCGAGACUGCGCUCCCCAGGGCCUCUCCUUCCCCAGAGACCUCCACGUCUUCUACGACCGCUUCUCCAGUACCAUGUCGCAGCCCUACACCAAGUCCCAGCUCUCCGAGAAGCUCCGCAGGCUGCGGAAGAAGUUCCGGAUCCUAUCGUCCCGCCUCGCCCGCGGGCUCAAUCCCUCGAUGCUCUCGCCGCACGAUCGGGCACUCUACGAGCUCGCCGAGAAGCUUUGGAGCCCCGAAUUCUCGUCCACAUCACCGUUCGGUAACAAUUCGAGCGGUUUUGGUAGCAAGGAGAAAGAAGAGAAGAAUAAGAGCGAGAACAAUUUAAUUGGAGUUAAGGCUAGCUUCUUGCCGACCCUGCCUACUUUUUGUUCUCACUCCAAUCAAAACGUUCAUGUCAACGAAUUCGCUAAUGUGGAUUAUGAGAAUCAUAAUCUCGACGAUGAUGGUCACGGCCAUCAUGGCCAGGCGAAUGUUGUGUAUUGCGAGGAAGUGAUAUUUGGUCAUCAGAGUAGUAGUUUGGGCAGUGGUGGGAUCGGUAGGGUGGCGGCCGAGACCGUGUUGGAUGUGUUUGAUCGGUGUUUGAAGGAAAUUCGGACGGUUCUUGUUCGGCAGGGGUUUCUUUAUCCUGAUGGUAAUAAAUCUUCCAAGGUGCCGGAUUUCGACACGCGGUGGCAGCUGCAACGUGUUGCGGAGUUGGACAUCUUGGCUCGGCGCUUGAGGUUGGUUCUCGAAAACUCUCUUCGUGGGCAACGAGUAUGA
This is a messenger RNA of Juglans microcarpa x Juglans regia, 1008 nucleotides long. RefSeq names its product probable transcription factor At3g04930. The record is from RefSeq and is a predicted model, not a curated record. The coding region runs from base 1 to 1008 and encodes 335 amino acids. Gene Ontology annotation, cellular component: nucleus. Gene Ontology annotation, biological process: regulation of DNA-templated transcription. NCBI's taxonomy places the organism in Eukaryota, Viridiplantae, Streptophyta, Magnoliopsida, Fagales, Juglandaceae. The transcript has a single exon.